Molecule: messenger RNA, 4442 nt
Organism: Trichomycterus rosablanca
Lineage: Eukaryota; Metazoa; Chordata; Actinopteri; Siluriformes; Trichomycteridae
Gene: gria3a
Product: glutamate receptor, ionotropic, AMPA 3a
Biological process (GO): monoatomic ion transport; synaptic transmission, glutamatergic; modulation of chemical synaptic transmission
Cellular component (GO): AMPA glutamate receptor complex; plasma membrane; dendritic spine
Molecular function (GO): transmitter-gated monoatomic ion channel activity involved in regulation of postsynaptic membrane potential; AMPA glutamate receptor activity
Source: RefSeq, a predicted model, not a curated record
UGUUGCGCGCGCUCUGACCGGAUUCACGGUAACCGAGAGGGUAAAAUGGGGCAGCGCGCGCUCGCCUGUAUCCUGCUGCUCCCGUGGCUCGUGAACCGCGCACGAGGAGGAUUUCCUAAUCAGAUCAGCAUCGGUGGGUUGUUCCUGAGGUCCACGGUUCAGGAGCACAGUGUGUUCCGCUUCGCUGUUCAGCUCUACAACACCAACCAGAAUGCAACAGAGAAACCGUUUCAUCUUCACUACAACGUGGACAACCUGGAACAGAGCGACAGCUUCUCCGUUACACACGCGUUCUGUUCUCAGUUCUCCAGGGGUGUGUAUGCUAUAUUCGGGUUCUAUAACCAGCGCUCGGUGAACACGCUCCUGUCGUUCUCCAGCGCCCUGCACACCUCCUUCAUCACCCCAUCACAGCCCGCUGAGGCCGACACCCACUUCCUCCUCCAGCUCAGACCCGCCCUCAAGGGGGCGGUGCUGAGCAUGAUCACACACUACAAAUGGGAGAAGUUUGUCUACCUGUACGAUACACAACGAGGGUUCGCUCUCCUCCAGGCCCUGAUGGAGGCAGCUAUAGUCAGUGAUUGGCAGGUGACGGUUCGAUCUGUCGGGAACGUGGUGGAUUUUUUAGAAUAUCGGCGGAUUAUUGAGGACAUGGAGCGCCGUCAGGAAAAGUUCUUUAUUAUCGACUGUGAAGAGGAACGCAUCAAUGCCAUUUUGGAACAGGUCGUGGCCUCGGGGAAGAACAGUCGAGGAUAUCACUACAUCCUGGCUAAUCUGGGUUUCUCCAAUGCCAGUGCAGAGAAGGUGUUUUUGGGCGGGGCGAACGUGACAGCGUUUCAGAUUAUAAACCCUCAGAACCCCAUCGUACAGCAGUUCAUGCAGCGCUGGGAUAAACUCGACGAGAGAGAGUUUCCUCAGGCUAAAAACACCCCGCUAAAGUACACCUCAGCGCUGACCCACGAUGCCGUGCUGGUGAUAUCGGAGGCGUUUCGAUAUUUGCGGCGGCAGCGUGUGGACGUUUCUCGGCGUGGCAGCGCUGGAGAUUGUUUAGCUAACCCAGCGGUUCCGUGGAGUCAGGGCAUCGACAUCGAGCGAGCUUUAAAAAUGGUGCAGGUUCAGGGAAUGACGGGAAAUAUUCAGUUUGAUUCGUUUGGUCGGCGUACAAACUUCACCAUCGAUGUUUACGAGAUCAAACCUGGAGGAGCCAGAAAGAUCGGUUAUUGGAAUGAAUAUGAGAAGUUUGUUUACGUUACUGAGCUGCAGGUGACGAACGAAUCGUCUUCAGUGGAGAACCGAACAAUUGUGGUCACCACGAUAAUGGAAGCUCCGUACGUGAUGUAUAAGAGGAAUUACCUGCAGCUGGAGGGAAACGAUCGUUAUGAAGGUUACUGCGUGGAUUUGGCCUCAGAAAUCGCCAAACACGUGGGAAUCAGAUACAAACUCUCCGUCGUGGCUGAUGGGAAAUACGGAGCACGAGACCCUGACACCAAAACAUGGAACGGUAUGGUGGGGGAGCUGGUGUACGGGAGAGCCGAUAUCGCCGUGGCUCCUCUCACCAUAACGCUGGUGCGUGAGGAGGUGAUCGACUUCUCCAAACCCUUCAUGAGUUUGGGAAUCUCCAUCAUGAUCAAGAAGCCUCAGAAGUCGAAGCCGGGCGUGUUCUCGUUCCUCGACCCCCUGGCCUACGAGAUCUGGAUGUGUAUCGUGUUCGCGUACAUCGGCGUGAGCGUGGUUCUGUUCCUCGUCAGCCGCUUCAGUCCGUACGAGUGGAGCUCCGACGAGAACGACGAGGCCAAAGAUCCUCAGGCCCCGCCCGACCCGCCCAACGACUUCGGCAUUUUUAACAGUCUGUGGUUCUCACUCGGAGCCUUCAUGCAGCAAGGAUGCGAUAUCUCACCAAGGUCUCUCUCAGGUCGAAUCGUUGGAGGGGUGUGGUGGUUCUUCACUCUCAUCAUCAUCUCAUCCUACACGGCGAACCUGGCGGCGUUUCUCACUGUGGAGAGAAUGGUGUCACCCAUCGAGAGCGCUGAAGAUCUCGCCAAACAAACCGAGAUCGCUUACGGCACGCUCGACUCCGGAUCCACCAAAGAGUUCUUCAGGCGCUCUAAGAUCGCCGUCUAUGAGAAGAUGUGGUCGUACAUGAAGUCUGCCGAACCCUCGGUGUUUGCGAAGACCACGCCCGACGGCGUGGCACGGGUCCGGAAGUCGAAGGGGAAGUUUGCCUUCCUGCUGGAGUCGACCAUGAACGAGUACAUCGAGCAGAGGAAACCCUGCGACACCAUGAAGGUCGGAGGAAACCUCGACUCCAAGGGUUACGGAGUGGCCACGCCCAAGGGAUCGGCAUUAAGAAGCGCUGUGAACCUGGCGGUGCUGAAGCUGAACGAGCAGGGUCUGCUGGACAAGCUGAAAAACAAGUGGUGGUACGACAAGGGCGAGUGUGGCAGCGGGGGCGGAGACUCCAAGGAUAAGACGAGCGCGCUGAGCCUCAGUAAUGUAGCGGGCGUGUUCUACAUCCUGGUGGGGGGUCUCGGACUCGCCAUGACGGUGGCGCUGGUGGAGUUUUGCUACAAGUCGCGUCAGGAGACCAAACGACUCAAACUGGCGAGUAACGCUCAGAACUUUAAACCCGCCCCCCCGGCUAACACGCAGAGUUUCGCCACCUACAGGGAGGGGUACAACGUCUACGGCACCGAGAGCGUCAAGAUAUAACCGUAACCGAAGUAGAUUCUCAGUGACUGAUUUCAACAGGACACGCCCCUUCAAGAAACCCCCCCCCCCCCCUCCACUCGGUUCUGCUGUAACCAUAGCAACCACACUCAAGCAUCCAUCACCGUCUCUUGGUGCCUUACAGGGGGGCGACAUAUCGACCAACCGGAACUACGCAAAAAAACUCAUUACUGAACAACGUCAACAAACGAGAGAGCGAAGAACCAACACCCUGAAGGUCCUGAUCCUCAAACAGCUCAAAGCAUCCAAACUCAGCUCCAUCAUCAUCAUCAGCUUUGUUCUAGAGAGAUUCAUCUCCAACAAUCCAUCCAGUCUCAGUGGUUCCACUUCACUCCAGAGCUGCUGUGGAACCGUCAGAAUAAACCACGACAGAAGAUGUUUAAUCACGAGAUGUUUAAUGAACCCAGAGCGGUCUGGCCACGAUCAUCUCCAUCAUCAUUCUGAAGUGAUUUAUUCCCAGAACGUUUGUUCCUCAACUCUCGAACUUUAGAACCCGACUCCUUCAGUACCAACGAGCGGUUCAGGUUCAGUUCUCCAGAGCAAUUAAGGUCCCAUCCAGAAACGGAUCCACGUCCACCCAGAGCAGUUCAAUGUACGUUCAGAAUCUGGAGCUUCAGUUCCUCCACCAGUCUAGAUAAAACGGUGGGUUUGUUUAUAUUUAAUACAGUCAGUCUCACUGCAGUCCAGAAUCCUCAGAAUAAAGCUUUAAAAUCCACUAUCCUGAAAAUCCUCUCAAAUCUAGAGCAGCUCGUCUUUACUUUAGACGGGUUCCUCUACCAUCUAGAGCGGUUUAUACAGCUAACUUCAUCUAUUAUCUUGAGCAGCUCUUUCCAGCUCUAGAGUUCUUCACUUAAACCUUCUGAAGCUUUAUUUUAUUUUUAGAAAAGACCAAAACCUAAAUCUCUACGUUGUGUCUCAAAAUAAUCUUCAGUCUGGAUUGUUUUACUUCCCCAUUAGUGUUUUUAUCCACCACAGGAAGUCUGAUCUUCAGUCCUGAGAGAUUCAUUCACAGUCCUCAUCACGUCACCUCUGUAGAGCUGAGAUCUAGAGCAGGUCCUGAAUCCAGAGUUCUUCCAGAUCUUCUGUGGUGCUCACAGGAUUGUUUAGUCAUUUAUUUGACUCAUAUAGACUCUAGAUUGAUUCAUUAUAGAUGUAGUCGGUUUCCCCAUUCAUCUCUCUCUGUUCUACAGCAUGAUCUCUCCAUUGUUCUUCUAGCAGUAAAAGUUCAUUCAGCGUCACGAGCUCGUCUCCUCUGAUACUCCUCGUUCUUCACUGUAGAUUUUAUCUCUUAUCCAGAGCAGGUCCUAACGAAUCCCGAGUGCUUCCAGAGCUCCACGCCGCGCGGCCGUUUGAGCUCAGAAUUAAGCCAGGAGUGCUAAGCGAGGUUUAGCGAUGGACUGAACGUCAGUGUUCUGCUGGAAAACGUCUCGGUUUGUUCUUCUGUAGCUGAAGAUCGUGAAGCAGAAACAAAAAGAUUUAAAGUGGAGAUUUUACAGAUUAGAAUUAUUUUAGCUGAAUGAAUGAAUCCUGAUUUCUGUAAUCGUGUGUGUGAGUGAAUCUCUAGUUUUAUAAAGAAUUUUCUAUAAACUCCUGAUUAAAGUCGCAUGUUUUUAGAUGAAGGUUGUUUAGAAGCUCGUCGCCGUUUAUCUUUGACGCUGAUUCCUGCAUGAUCGCCUGCAGUAAAUAAAUAAUGAAUUUUUAAUAAAGAUUAGAGUGGA